Messenger RNA from Schistocerca americana (American grasshopper), 1581 nucleotides. Its product is annotated as galanin receptor type 2-like. Gene Ontology annotation, cellular component: plasma membrane. The record is from RefSeq and is a predicted model, not a curated record. Lineage: Eukaryota; Metazoa; Arthropoda; Insecta; Orthoptera; Acrididae. Gene Ontology annotation, biological process: G protein-coupled receptor signaling pathway. The transcript is spliced from 7 exons. The coding region runs from base 1 to 1581 and encodes 526 amino acids. Gene Ontology annotation, molecular function: G protein-coupled receptor activity.
AUGUCUGUGGUAGUGGCUGGUCAGUCGAUAGGUACUGAGGAGUCGCGCUGUGUUGCAGGCAAGGCGGUGCCGUUCGUGGAGCUGACGGUGGCGCACGCGUCGGUGCUGACCAUCCUGGCCAUCAGCUUCGAGCGCUACUACGCCAUCUGCGAGCCGCUGCGGGCCGGCUACGUGUGCACCAAGGCGCGCGCGCUGCUCAUCUGCCUGCUCGCCUGGGCCCUCGCCGCCCUCCUCACCAGCCCCAUGCUGGCCAUUUCGCAGUUCGCGUACCACCAGUACGCGGACGGUUCGCUGGUGCCCACGUGCCUCAGCGAGGCGGCCGCCCUCUGGCAGAAGCUGUUCUUCACGGUGUCCAGUGCCACCUUCUUCGCGGUGCCGGUGGCGGUGCUGCUGGCGCUCUACGGCAAGAUCGCGCGCCACCUCAUGGCCGCCCCGGGCGCUGCCGCGGCGCCGCCGGAGGCGGGCGGCAACGUGCGCGCCCGCCGCCAGGUGGUGCUGAUGCUGGCCACGGUGGUGCUCUCCUUCUUCCUGUGCCUGCUGCCGUUCCGCGCCUUCACCCUCUGGAUCGUGUUCGCCAGCAGCGCGUCGGUGCGCGCGCUGGGCAUCGAGGCCUACUACAGCCUGCUCUACUUCUGCCGCACCAUGUUCUACCUCAAUUCGGCGGUGAACCCCAUCCUCUACAGCCUCAUGUCGUCCAAGUUCCGCGCCGGCUUCGCGCGCCUCUUCGGCUACCGCGAGCGGCAGCUGGCGCUGCUCAUUAGAGGGAGUACAGUAACCCGUCUUUUCACGUUUUAUUUCCGGUGUUUUUCAUUUCUUCUUCAGCAGAACACCCAAAGAAAUUCUGGUUGGAAGCGUGUCCGCAGCCCGGUGACGGCGCUGUCGUCGUACGAGCUGGCGGAGUACACAGACGGCAGCGUGGUCGCCAUCUGCCUGACGGAGGCGGCCACCUUCUGGGCGGCCGCCUUCUUCGUGGCGGCCAUCUCGCUCUUCUUCCUGCUGCCGCUCGUCGUGCUGGUGGCGCUCUACAGCGUCAUCGCGCGCCACCUCAUGGAGGCGCCCGACAUCGUCCAUCACCACCAGCACAACCACUACCGUUACCGGAAGCAGGUGGUGCUGAUGCUGGGCACGGUCGUGGUGUCGUUCUUCGUGUGCCUGCUGCCGUUCCGUGCGCUCACGCUGUGGAUCAUCGUGGCGCCGCCGGAGGCGCUCAUGUCGCUCGGCAUGGAGGGCUACUAUAACCUGCUAUACUUCUGCCGAACCAUGCACUACCUCAACUCGGCGGUGAACCCCAUCCUGUACAACCUCAUGUCGUCCAAGUUCCGCAACGGCUUCGCGCGUCUGUGUUGCGGUCGACGGCGCUCCAGGCGCGCUGGCGGCUCCGAACCGCUGGGCCGCAAGGGUACCGCCACCUCUAGCACCGCCGCCACCAACACCACGGCCGCCACCAGCGGCACCACCGCCACCAACGCAACCACCGACGGCGGCUCCCGGCGGCACUCGCGCUGCCGCGGCAGACGCACGUCGGGCAGCGCCAACGGCGUCUGUGGUGACAACUCUGCCCCGCGAGACAGCUAUGUUUGA